This is a messenger RNA of Phlebotomus argentipes, 969 nucleotides long. RefSeq lists its product as uncharacterized. Lineage: Eukaryota; Metazoa; Arthropoda; Insecta; Diptera; Psychodidae. The transcript has 3 exons. The record is from RefSeq and is a predicted model, not a curated record. The coding region runs from base 1 to 969 and encodes 322 amino acids.
AUGGAAAAGGACAACUCAGGAGCAAAUGGAGAUCAUCCAGAGCAGCCUAGACAACCGAGCAGUCUUCAGGGCCUUCUGAAAUUUGCCAUGGAAGCUACUAAGAAGGAAGAUGCUCCUCAGGACAGUACAAUGGAGCCGAUGAACCCAGAGGAUCGGAAGUUUCUGGAAGAGGCUCUGAAGAGCAUGACUGUGGAUGUUUGCAAGGAAUUGACUGAUGCUCUUAAAGUUAUCAUGGAUUCUUCGUCCUCAGAGUCUGACCAAGUGGAUGCUAUUGAGACGAUUAAUCACUACAUAUUGAGCAUAGAUCAGGCGGAUAAUUUCCACAAAAUUGGCGGAUUUAUCAUACUGAAACCAUGCCUGAAAUCCCCUUUUGAGAGUGUGAGAGCAGAAACUGCUGGUCUAAUCACUGAUCUGGCCCAAAACAAUCCCUACUGUCAGCAGCAGCUUAUUGAGAAUAAGAUGCUCCAGGAACUUACACCGCUGCUGAACCAACCAGAGCCAAUAUGCACUCGAGCGAUGUCUGCAAUUUCUGCCAUAGUGACAAACUUCCAACCGGGGAUGGAGAAUCUAUUUACAAGCGGAGAAAUUGACAAGAUUGUGGCUGUUCUGGAGGCUCGGAAAGAGAAUCGACUUAUCACAAAAAUUACUUUCUUCCUUUCCGCAAUUCCAGAGUGCCAUCCGGACUUUGUGGAUAAGUUCCUGGACAUGGGCAUCAUGAAGUACCUCGCAAGACACAUUGCUCCAGUCACUGGAGAGGAAUUAGAAAACUCUCAAGUGAUGAACAAGCUCCAAAACAUUCUGCAAGCCACAGUAAACUUUUGCUCACAUAACAGAGCUCGAGAUGAUUUGAAAUUUGCAGCAAAAGAUCUUCCUGCGAGACUCGAAGAUAUAGCUAAAGUGGCCAGAAGCGAUGAAGCAUUCAUGGAAAUUCAGGAAAGUGCCGAAAAACUCAUGCAAAUGCUGAAAUAA